CCUCUCUCUUCUUUUCUCUCCGUCCUCUCUCUUCUACGCCACGACCCAUUCAAACUCUGGCAAUUGACGACUAAGGAGAUGCGCCAGACGAUUGAAAACUCGACGAAGGAGAUUUGGCGCGAAUCGAUUUUUGCAGUCCGUUAACUCAGCAUCGCGCGACAAUUUGGGGUUUUUAUUCUUUCUCUUUCCGACCUGUGGAGGUUGUGGUGAUCAUUUAAAUCUCUGCUCCCACAGUUCAACAAUGGCUUCUUCACUCACUCUUCUAAGAAGAGUUGUCGGUGACGUGGUUUUAUUCAACCGACUCUUGUUCCCCGAUAGAGUCUGUUCAGUGGCUCCCUCUAUAACACGCUUCUACAAUACUAACACUCAGAUGACCACUUAUGAUGAGCAUCAUCGGAUAGUCGAUGUUGAUCGCCGUUCUAAUAGUUUCGUCACUCGGCAUCAUGACAAUUUUCCAACUUUCUACUCUGAUGCCUUUGAUCCCUUCUUUCCUGAUAGAAGUUUGAGCCAAGUCCUGAAUAUGAUGGACCAGUUUAUGAACAGCCCUUUCAUGCCUGCUGGCCGUGGAAGGGGAAUUGGCGCGGAAGUUAGGAGGGGAUGGGAUAAUAAAAGUAGAUAAACGGUGACCUUCAAAUUUGAUAACAUGUGACUAAAUAUAAUUUGUUAACAACAAAUUUGAAAA
Olea europaea var. sylvestris is the source of this 682-nucleotide messenger RNA. RefSeq names its product small heat shock protein, chloroplastic-like. NCBI's taxonomy places the organism in Eukaryota, Viridiplantae, Streptophyta, Magnoliopsida, Lamiales, Oleaceae. The transcript has 2 exons. Bases 242 to 619 code for a protein of 125 amino acids. The record is from RefSeq and is a predicted model, not a curated record.